Messenger RNA from Ornithorhynchus anatinus (platypus), 2437 nucleotides. It is a transcript of the gene PDGFB, whose product is annotated as platelet derived growth factor subunit B. NCBI's taxonomy places the organism in Eukaryota, Metazoa, Chordata, Mammalia, Monotremata, Ornithorhynchidae. The transcript has 7 exons. The record is from RefSeq and is a predicted model, not a curated record. Bases 145 to 975 code for a protein of 276 amino acids. Gene Ontology annotation, cellular component: membrane. Gene Ontology annotation, molecular function: platelet-derived growth factor receptor binding; growth factor activity. Gene Ontology annotation, biological process: positive regulation of MAP kinase activity; platelet-derived growth factor receptor signaling pathway; positive regulation of cell migration.
GCCGAUGCUGCCGGCCGUCUAGGCGGGCGGAGGAGGGGUCGGGCUCGGCCUGAGCCCGCAGACACUCAGCGGCCCCCCCCCCCCGGGGCCGUGGAUGCUUUUGGGGGGCCCCCCGCUCGGCCCGGGGAGCGGGUCCGGGGGGCCAUGCGGAUGAGCUUCGGCGGCCUGAGCCCCGGGCCCGGAGGGAGGCGCCCCCCGCCCACGUGUCCGGAGCCUCGAGGCCGCGGGGCCGGCGUCGGCAUGAAUUGCUGGGCCCUCUUCCUCUCCCUCUGGUACCUGCCCCUGGUCAGCGCGGAGGGGGAUCCCAUCCCUGAGGAGAUCUUCGAGAUGCUGAGCGACCGCUCCAUCCGGUCCAUCGGCGACCUCCAGCGUCUCCUGCAGAUAGACUCCGUAGAGGAAGAUGUUACCGAGUUGGAGCUGAAUUUAACCCAAUCCCAUUCUGAUGGCGACAUGGCUGUCUUGUCCCGGCAGAAGCGGGACCUAGGGAAUGUGAACAGGCCCGAGGACGUGAACAAGGCUACGGCCGGGGCCCUGCCGGCCGUGAUUGCCGAAUGCAAGACCCGGACGGAGGUGUUCGAGAUCUCCCGGCGCCUCGUGGACCCCACCAACGCCAACUUCCUGGUGUGGCCGCCCUGCGUGGAGGUUCAACGCUGUUCUGGCUGCUGCAACAACCGUAACGUGCGCUGCCGUCCCUCCAAGGUGCAGCUGAGACACGUCCAGGUGAGGAAGAUUGAAAUCACCAGGAAGAAGCCGACCUUUAAGAAAGCCAUCGUGGUGCUGGAGGAUCACAUGGCGUGCAAGUGUGAGACGGUGGUGGCUCCUCGGUCCUUGGUCCGCAGCUCAGGGAAGCCCCGGGUGUACCAAGGGGCCGUGACCCCCUGGAAGCCGCGGGUCCGGCGGCCGCCCAAGGGGAAACACCGGAAGUUCAAGCACACCCACGACAAGAAAGCACUGAAGGAGAGCCUCAUGGCGUAGGGACUGCCUACAGAGGACAGAGAAACAGACAGGUUUAUUUAAUAUGGUAUUUGCUGUAUUGCCCCCAUGGGGUCCUUGGAGUGAAAAUAUUGUUCCGUCUGUCUGUCUCGGUGCCUGAUUCGGACGACAACUGGUGCUCCCCCCUCCCCCCCCGACCUCCUCCUCUUCUUCCUCCUCAUCCUGUCAGAGACCCUCCCCUCAGCCCCUCUGCCUCUCUCCGCAAGAACUGGGGAAAGGAAGCCGAAGGCCUGCAAACCUCUCGCUCAUCAUCUGGACAACCCGCGAUCCACCUCUGCCGAUGAAAGGGAGGAAAGCCUGCGGUGCAGGGAGGCCGACCUGUCUCCCCGCAACCCCCAGGCGCCCCACUAUUCCCUACCCGCAACCGGCCCCGGCAGGGACCCCACAGCAGGGCACAGGGACUUGGGGAAGAUCUGCCAAUAGCCACGGGUGGACAACGCUUCCUAGGCCGGCCCUGUCCCGGUCUGGGGGACCGGGGCUGGAGCAGAUCUGCCACCCUCUGCCCCCUGCCCCUGCCCCUGCCCCAGGAUGCCUGGGCAGCCCCAGCCCUCGCACUCAGUUACUUCACUUUAUAUGUACAAACUGUUUUGUUUUUUUAAAAUGGACCCUUCAGAACCAGGGUCUGCAGGGAGAGCAACUGGGUGUUGGCCUCUUGGGAGGUCGGGGUCAGGGUGGGGAGGGGGUCAUCUCAGGUGGGCAGGAGAGAAAGCAGUUUGCUUUCUGGGGUGAGGGAAGCCAAGGGUCAUCUAAUCCUUACCCUGGCCCUCUCCCCUUUUCUUUAGUUUUUUUCCUGCCACUCACUUCUCCCUCCUCCACCCUGAAUCUUCCCACCCCUCCUUCCUUCCUCUAGACUCUUGAUCCGUGGUUCUUUCAGUCGCCCCGCCUCUCCCAAGUUUCCCGAAGACUCUCGGGGGAGGGGGCCACAGGUGACAGGUUGCACCCUGCCCCGCCCCCCCCAAGGUCUGGGGGGGCCGGAAUGGGCUGUGGGUCACAUGGGAGUCAGGGGUGGUUCCCUUUACUGAACAGGGCCUUCCUUCACUAAUGCAUUUCCCGUUCCUGGAGGGAGCAAGAAAACUAGUAGGCGGAGUUAGGGGAGAAAGGGGGCCCCCCACUCCCAAAGGGCUUACCUGAGCCUCCCCAAGCUCAUCCAGUGGAGUCUGACCUAACCGGCCCCCAUAGGCCAUAGACCUCUCCCCCAACCCCCAUCCAUCGGUUGGUCAGGUGGCCCAUAUCCCAGAGCCGCUCCAGCGGCUUACCUCUCUCCUGCCCCCAGGGCUUUCCGCAACCUCCCCACCCCUUCGCCUCCUUGAAGAUCCGCUUCCUUCAGUUUGUAAAGUCGGUGAUUAUUAUUUUUUUGGCUUUUAUUUUUUAAAUGUAAAAUUAAUUUAUAUUCCGUAUUUAAAGUUGUAAAAAAAAAAAACCCACAAAACAAAAAUCAACCCGU